Messenger RNA from Scomber japonicus (chub mackerel), 507 nucleotides. RefSeq names its product transmembrane protein 265-like. NCBI's taxonomy places the organism in Eukaryota, Metazoa, Chordata, Actinopteri, Scombriformes, Scombridae. The transcript has 3 exons. Bases 88 to 471 code for a protein of 127 amino acids. Gene Ontology annotation, cellular component: membrane. The record is from RefSeq and is a predicted model, not a curated record.
AAGAAGAAGAAGACACCUGUUGGAGUGUGUUGAAACUGAGGAGUCCAUACAAAAGAAGCCUUUAAAUUUGGAUCAUUUGUGUCAGAAAUGUCAGACUCACCUCAGAUAAAGGUAGCGAUGGAGGAACAGGUCCCGUUGCAAAUUGUUGCUGAAUCAGGCGAAGCACAAAAUAACGAUACCCGUCAUCAAGUGAUCAGGAUGCCUUCAUGCUUCCCUGCGUCCUGCUGCGAAGACAAACAUCACAGGAAACUGGCCAUCUGCAGCAUCAUCUGCGGAUGCUCCUGCAUCGGAAUCAAAGCUUUAAUAAACUCAGUAAAGGCUAAGACGACAAGAGAUAAAACAUUAGCUGAGAGGUAUUCACAACAGGCGAAAAAGUUUGGCAUCAUCUCCAUCGUGGUGUGGAUCUCCAUUCUGGUCUCAGCGCCCUUGUUACUGAUGCUGAUCUCGUACCUCCUCACUUUUAAAGACUGAGCCUGACUUUAAAAGAAAAACUAAACACUAGAAACA